Molecule: messenger RNA, 6495 nt
Organism: Megalopta genalis
Lineage: Eukaryota; Metazoa; Arthropoda; Insecta; Hymenoptera; Halictidae
Source: RefSeq, a predicted model, not a curated record
CGCAAUAGAUAAAGAUAUAUAUUAAAUGGAUUCUUUACCUUACUGUUAAGGAGGAUUUUCGGUCUACCUGGGUCACGAUAACCCCAGUAAGGACCCCCCGCAAAAUAUCUCGCUGUGACCACAUUCAUAAAUUUUCAUUUAUCGGAGAUAUUCAAACUUGAAUUCGCUGCAGUCAGAGUGUACUAAGAUGCGUUAAUCCCAGCCGCUUCUAGCAUUUUUUUCACAUACGCUUCAAAUCAGAUUUGUAUUCAACCGAAUGCUACUGUCAUUUGUUGAAACGUAACCUCACAAAGUGGUGCAACGAAGCAAUCAUUCCAUGUACAAAGGAUUUAAUCGUUUCAAUUGUACUUGUUGGAUUUGUAUUGAAAUACAACUUAAAACGGUUCUACGCAAACACAUUAAUGUAUAGUGAUAUAAUUGAUUAAAAAUGCCUGAAUUACCACGUAUUACAAGAUCAUUACGAACCUUCACAAAUCUUGGGCGUAUCAAAAGUACAACAAAUUUAAAACCAAAUGAUAUACUUAGGAAGCAGAAGGAACAAAAUAGUAAACUAAAAAGGUAUUUUUUAAUUUUAAUAUUUCCUNUAUCAUUUAUUCCAAAAUUUGAUUAUAAACCUGCAAAAGUAUUAUGGCCAAAUACAGAUGCACUUCGUAGUAUGUCUUUAAAAAAUAUAAAUCAGACCACAAAUAACUUUACAAUGAAGUAUAACAACGACACUAUGCAAUUAUGCAAAACUCAAUUUGAUAAAACGACAUAUAAGCAAUAUUUGGAAUUAUGUUAUACAAAGUAUGCUGAAAGUAUGUCUUUGGAGAACUUUACUGAAAUGAUAAAUUCAAAGUUGGAUAGUAAGAGUAUGCAAAAUGAAUUACUCGAUUUCCUUGGUUAUGAACAAUUAGAAUUUAUUGAGUAUAUUAUUCAACAUCGACAAAGUAUUUUGGCUUUAACUUUUGCUCCUAGUCCAUGUUUUCGUUCUGUUCCUAAAGCACAAAAACAAUGUGACUUACAAAGACCAGUAAUUACUGGUCAAGUAACAGUACAGUCUGAAAAAGAAAAACAUUUAUUAAAACAAGUUAGAAAAGAGGAAAAAAAAUCAAAUAAAAUCUCGAGCAAACGCGAAGGAAAUGACGUUGAAUCAUAUGCUCUAUAUGCCAAAAAGCAAGAAGCAUUAAAAGAAUCACACACACCAAUAUUCAAAAAAGACACUGUUUCUAGAAAGGAAAAUUAUCCAUUUGUAUUUAAAUCGGAUGAAAGUAAUAGGUCUGCAGUUAAUUUAUUAGGUUACAAAAUAAUGCUACCGGAAAAUAUUGUGAAGACUGAUACACGAAUAUAUGAGGAAAUUAAUAUACCUAUUCCAGAAUCCCAACUCAACUUUGAAAAUGAAAUUAGUUAUAAACCUAUUAUGAUAUCCACAUUAGAUAACAUCGGACAAAUGGCUUUCAGAGAAAUUGAAAGUUUAAAUCGAAUACAAAGUAUAGUGUUUAAUGCAGCUUAUCAUACCAAUGAAAAUUUAUUAAUUUGUGCACCUACAGGUGCUGGAAAGACUAAUGUUGCUAUGUUAACUGUUAUACAUCAAUUAAAACAGCAUAUUGAAGAUGGUCAGAUAAUGAAAAAUCAAUUCAAAAUAAUUUAUAUAACACCUAUGAAAGCUUUAGCAGCAGAAAUGACAACAAAUUUUGGUAAAAGACUCGAAUGUCUUGGCAUAUCUGUUCGAGAACUAACUGGAGAUAUGCAUUUAACAAAAUCAGAAAUUCAACAAACGCAGAUGAUUGUCACUACUCCAGAAAAAUGGGAUGUUUUAACCAGAAAGGGUAGUGGAGAUAUUUCUUUUACAAGCAUAGUGAAAUUAUUAAUUAUUGAUGAGGUACAUUUAUUACAUGGUGAUAGAGGUCCUGUAGUUGAAGCAUUGGUUGCUCGAACUUUACGACAAGUGUUAUCUUCACAAAGUAUGAUUAGAAUUGUUGGACUAUCAGCAACUCUGCCAAAUUACUUAGAUGUUGCAAAAUUUUUAAGAGUGAGUCCGCGUGCAGGACUUUUUUAUUUUGAUCAUCGCUUUCGCCCAGUGCCACUUAGUCAAACAUUUAUUGGUGUAAAAGCAACUGCACCCUUACAAUGCUCGAAUGAUAUGGAUCAUAUAUGUUAUGAUAAAGUUGUGGAAAUGGUACGUGAAGGACAUCAAGUUAUGGUUUUUGUACAUGCACGUAACGCUACAGUUAAAGUGGCGAAUGCAUUAAAAGAUUUAGCUAUACAAAAUGAGACGUUGAAACUAUUUAUACCCAAAGGUCAUGAAAAAUUUGUGGGCAAAGCUUUUUCUAAAUCACGUAACAAACAUUUAAUAGAAUUAUUUAAUAAUGGAUUGUCAGUGCAUCAUGCUGGUUUAUUACGUACAGAGCGAAAUUUAGUUGAAAAAUAUUUUUCUAAAGGAUUAAUUAAGGUCUUGGUUUGCACUGCGACAUUAGCUUGGGGUGUGAAUUUACCUGCGCAUGCAGUUAUUAUAAGAGGAACAGAAAUAUAUGAUUCAACACGUGGUUCAUUUAUGGAUUUAGAUAUAUUAGAUGUUCUUCAAAUUUUUGGACGUGCUGGUAGACCACAGUUUGACAGUACAGGACACGCUACAAUCAUUACUUCUCACAAUAAACUAUAUCAUUAUUUAUCGUUAUUAACGAAUCAAAUACCUAUCGAAAGCAAUUUCAUUAAAUAUUUAGAAGAUAAUUUAAAUGCUGAAAUUUCAUUGGGCACAAUAUCAAAUGUAGAAGAAGCCAUAAAUUGGCUGAGCUUUACUUAUUUAUUUGUCCGAAUGAAAUUAAAUUAUCACGUUUAUGGAAUCCCUUAUAAAGUUAUGUCGGAAGAUCCAAAUCUAGAGCGAAAGAGAAAAGAAUUAAUUCAAGUAGCAGCUCAAUUACUAGAUAAAGCAAAAAUGAUUCGAUACAAUGUAGAUACUGGAGACCUUAAUACAACAGACCUUGGACGUAUAGCAAGUCACUUUUAUCUUAAAUAUCAUACAGUUGAAAUUUUCAAUGAACUGAUGAAACCGAUUAUGAAUGAAGCAGAAAUACUUGCAAUGAUAUCAAAAUCACAAGAGUUUGAGCAAUUAAAGGUGCGAGAUGAUGAGAUUAAUGAACUGCAAUACAUGUCUGAAAAUUAUUGUGAACUUGUACCACAAGGUGGUGUAGAAAAUAUUCAUGGUAAGGUGAAUAUUCUGUUGCAAACAUACUUAUCACGUGGUCGAAUUACUUCAUUUUCACUGAUGUCUGAUCAAGCGUAUAUUACACAAAAUGCAGUACGCAUAUGUAGAGCAUUAUUUAAAAUUAUGUUAAGAAAAAGUAAUGCAUUAAUGGCUGGACGUUUACUAGAAAUAGUAAAAAUGUUUGAAUUACAACAAUGGAAUAUAACGAGUCCUUUACGCCAAUUUUCUUGUUUGACUGCUGAAAUGAUUGAUAAAAUAGAACAACGUGAAUUAACAAUUGAUAGAUUAAAUGAUAUGAGUGUCAAAGAAAUUGGAGAUAUUUUACGUAAUCCGAAACAAGCAACAUUAGUAAAGGAAUGUUGUAAAGAACUACCUAUGUUAGAAAUGGAGGCCACUGUACAGCCAAUUACCCGUACAAUUUUAAGAAUACGGCUGAAAAUAUAUCCUCAGUUUCGGUGGAAUGAUAGAGUACAUGGCAAAACAGCAGAACAUUUUUGGAUAUGGGUAGAAGACUCAAAUACUAAUGAUCUUUAUCAUCACGAAGACUUUAUGUUGACUAAAAAAAUGGUUUGCAACAAUUUGGAACAAGAACUUGUUAUGACUAUACCAUUGCAUGAACCACAGUCUGCUCAAUACAUAGUGAAAGCAACAAGCGAUCGCUGGUUGAGUUGUGAAAGUAUGACACCCCUUAACUUUCAUAAUUUAAUAUUACCUGACAUAUUUCCACCUCACACUGACUUAUUGGAGUUACAACCUUUAUCAGUGGAAACAUUGAAAGAACCAACAUUUAGAAGACUCUAUAAAUUUACUCAUUUCAAUCCUAUUCAGACCCAAAUUUUUCAUUGUUUGUACCACACUGAUAAUAAUGUACUUUUGGGUGCUCCAACUGGUUCAGGAAAAACGAUUGUAGCUGAAAUAGCUAUGUUUCGAGUAUUCAAACAAUAUCCUACGCAGAAAGUUGUGUAUAUUGCACCUUUGAAAGCUUUGGUACAAGAACGAAUAAAGGAUUGGAAAAUUCGAUUAGAAAAUUCACUUGGAAAGAAAGUAGUAGAGUUAACUGGAGACGUAUCACCGGAUAUUAAAGCUAUAGCUAGUGCAAACGUUAUUGUAACUACACCAGAAAAAUGGGAUGGCAUUAGCAGAAGUUGGCAGACAAGAACUUAUGUGAAAAAUGUUGCGCUUAUAAUCAUUGAUGAAAUUCACCUUUUAGGAGAAGAUCGGGGUCCUGUAUUAGAAGUCAUUGUUUCAAGAACUAACUUUAUUUCUUCUCACACAAAGAGAAAACUUAGAAUUGUUGGACUAUCUACAGCAUUAGCUAAUGCUGUGGAUCUAGCUAAUUGGUUAGGUAUUCGAGAAAUGGGAAUGUAUAAUUUCCGCUCAUCUGUACGGCCUGUACCAUUAGAAAUUCAUAUAAAUGGUUUCCCUGGGAAACAUUAUUGUCCACGAAUGGCAACAAUGAAUAGACCAACAUUUCAAGCGAUCAAGCAACAUUCACCAUCAAGUCCAGCUCUUAUAUUUGUUUCAUCGCGUAGACAAACACGAUUAACUGCAAUGGGUUUAAUCGCUUAUCUAGCAGCAGAAGAAAAUCCGAAACAAUGGUUGCACAUGCCAGAAGAAGAAAUUGAUAAUAUAUCACAUCAUGUACAAGAUUCAAGUUUGAAACUUUCACUUGCUUUUGGAAUUGGUCUUCACCAUGCUGGUCUUCAGGAUAAAGAUAAAAAAACUGUAGAAGAACUAUUCGUUAAUAAUAGAAUUCAGGUGUUAAUUGCUACAGCUACUUUGGCGUGGGGAGUAAAUUUUCCUGCUCACUUGGUAGUAAUAAAGGGAACAGAAUACUUCGAUGGUAAAGUAAAACGUUACGUGGAUAUGCCAAUUACAGAUGUACUUCAGAUGAUGGGUCGGGCAGGGCGACCUCAAUUUGAUAAUUCUGGAGUAGCAGUUGUUUUAGUACAUGAUUUGAAGAAAAACUUUUAUAAAAAUUUCUUACACGAGCCGUUUCCAGUUGAAUCGAGUUUAUUGGCAGUACUACCAGAUCAUAUAAAUGCAGAAAUUGUGGCUGGUACAAUAAAAAAUAAACAAGAAUUUUUAGAUUAUUUAACAUGGACUUACUUUUUUAGAAGAUUAAUAAAAAAUCCUGUGUACUAUAACUUGAGUACUCUAGAACCUCAUACAAUUAAUGAAUACUUAUCUUCUUUGGUCGAUAGAACAAUAAAAGUGUUGAUGGAUUCACAUUGCAUUGAUUUUGAUGAGGAUGGACAAACUAUAUUUCCACUGUCAAUGGGUAAAAUAGCAUCAUUUUAUUACUUAUCGCAUCAUACAAUGUUGAUGUUUGAACAAUCAUUGAAUAGUUCUCUAACGCUUGAAGAGUCUUUACAAAUUUUAUCUAAUUCUUAUGAGUAUAGUGAAUUACCUGUAAGACACAAUGAAGAAUUAUUAAACGAGAACCUAAGUAAAAUGUGUCGUUACACAGUAGACAACUACUCGUACGAUUCUCCAAAUACUAAAGCUUUCAUAUUACUUCAAGCACACUUUUCACGGCUUCCACUACCAUGUGUAGAUUAUAGUACUGAUUUAAAAUUAGUUCUUGACCAAGCAAUUAGAAUUAUUCAGGCUAUGAUAGAUACCGUAGCAGAUCAUGGCUGGCUUAUAUCUACACUCGUUAGUAUACAGUUGCUUCAAAUGAUUAUUCAAGCUCGAUGGAUAGAUGAAUCUGCCAUAACUACAUUACCUCAUAUAAAUUCAGAAGAUGUACAAUUAUUUUCAUCUUUGUCCACAAUUCUUCCUUUAUUAUGUAAUAUUGUAUAUAGUAAACAGAAUUUGCUUGUAGAAACAUUAAGUGAAAGGUUUCAAAAAAAUGAAGUACAAGAGAUAUGUCAGGUGAUAAAAGAAAUGCCAAUACUUUGUAUUGAUGCAAGCUUGGAAGGUCAUUGGUCUGAUGGUACUAAACAAAAAUCUGUUAUAUUGAAGACAGCAAGUACUACUAGUAUUGAUGUACAUAAAGAUCAGAUCUAUAUACUGAACAUUGGAAUGAAACGAAGAAAUAGAUCUAAUAAUUUAAGAGUGCAUUGCCCUAUGUUCCAAAAAGGAAAGGACGAGGGCUGGUUUUUGGUGUUAGGCAAUACUUCUGAUAAAGAAUUAUGGGCACUAAAACGAAUAAGUGGAAUAAGAGAUCAACGAAAAUGUCAACAAUUACAGUUUACGACACCAUCAAAAUUAGGUUGUACAGCAAUUACGUUGUAUUUGAUGUCCGAUUCUUACAUAGGAUUGGAUCAACAAUAUACUAUACAAAUAAACAUUAUAUCUUAAUUUAA